AUGUGUGUUUCCACGCAAUACUCUUCCCUGAUAAAAGAGCUACGGCAGUUGAAGAAAACGGAGACUGUGCUCAAAAUGAUGAUCGAUAAAAUCAACCAUGAACUGAACCAACUGGUGGUUGAGGAACUUCAAAUUAAAUCUCGCGAUGUUCAACUUAGCGUUGAAAUAGCAUCAGCUAAAACCACGAAUCCGGUUCCCCUGAUGGAUGAAGCCACGUGCAGCACAAAAGAAAUCAAUCAACAAACACUAAAUUUGGAAGUGCAGGACGAACGAAUAUUUAAAUCAUUGGAAGAAUCAGAGGAGGAGCUGUAG
This is a messenger RNA of Anopheles marshallii, 312 nucleotides long. RefSeq lists its product as uncharacterized. The transcript is spliced from 2 exons. The coding region runs from base 1 to 312 and encodes 103 amino acids. Gene Ontology annotation, biological process: transcription initiation at RNA polymerase III promoter; transcription by RNA polymerase II. NCBI's taxonomy places the organism in Eukaryota, Metazoa, Arthropoda, Insecta, Diptera, Culicidae. The record is from RefSeq and is a predicted model, not a curated record. Gene Ontology annotation, cellular component: nucleus.